Vicia villosa (hairy vetch) is the source of this 609-nucleotide messenger RNA. Its product is annotated as protein transport protein Sec61 subunit alpha-like. Gene Ontology annotation, cellular component: membrane; Sec61 translocon complex. NCBI's taxonomy places the organism in Eukaryota, Viridiplantae, Streptophyta, Magnoliopsida, Fabales, Fabaceae. Gene Ontology annotation, molecular function: ribosome binding; signal sequence receptor activity; transmembrane protein transporter activity. The record is from RefSeq and is a predicted model, not a curated record. The transcript is spliced from 4 exons. Gene Ontology annotation, biological process: post-translational protein targeting to membrane, translocation; SRP-dependent cotranslational protein targeting to membrane, translocation. Bases 1 to 609 code for a protein of 202 amino acids.
AUGGCUUCACAAAUUCCGGACUACGACUUCACCAUUGAGUACAAACCAGGAGUGAAUAAUAUUGCAGCUGAUAGCCUCUCGCGGUCAUAUGAACUUGGAAUCACUUCCAUUGUGACUUAUGGGCUUGUCAUGCAACUUCUGACUAGAUUGAAGAUUAUUAAAGCGGACAAUAAUGUUCGAGAAGAUCAGGCUCUUUUAAACGGAGAACAAAAGCUACUUGGUAUUUUGAUAGCUGUUGGAGAAGCAGUUGCCCACGUUCUUUCAGGGAUGUAUGGUAGUGUAGGCAAACUUGAAGUAGGAAAAGCUAUCCUCAUCAUCAUCCAGCUCCUUUUUGCGAGUAUUAUUGUGAUACCUUUAGAUGAGCUUCUUCAAAAAGGAUAUGGUCUUGGUUCUGGAAUUUCCCUAUUCAUAGCUACUAAUACCUGUGAAAACAUUAUAUGGAAGGCAUUUAGUCCCACCACCACUAAUAGUGGGCGCGGAUCUGAAUUUGAGGGUGCUGUUAUUGCUCUGUUCCAUUUGUUGAUAACUAGAAAAGACAAGGUUCCUGCUCUUCCUGAAGCAUUUUACCGGCAGAAAUCAUUUGCAACUACAGAAAUCAUUUGCAUCUGA